Phaedon cochleariae (mustard beetle) is the source of this 1551-nucleotide messenger RNA. NCBI's taxonomy places the organism in Eukaryota, Metazoa, Arthropoda, Insecta, Coleoptera, Chrysomelidae. The record is from the annotation of a GenBank genome assembly.
AUGGGAUCUUUCAAUCAUCGAACUGUUUUGUUCGUUUUCGGCUGUAUGAUUUUGUUGUGUCAAAACAUUGUUGAAGUGUCUUCUCUGAAAUGUAAAUGUGAAAUAUGCAAAGGAACAAAUAACACAUGUGAAACUCAAGGAUACUGCUUCACAGCUGCUUUCUUCAAAGGAGGAGUCAUUCAGUAUAACUACAGAUGCUACGAGGAUGCUAUCGAGAUUUUUAAAAUUGCGAAUCGAACCAAACACUAUUGUAACGAAAGCUUAGCUGAUGUGCCUAAUAAUCCAGACUAUUCUGCCAUGUCAACAGCGUGUUGUAAUAACAGAGAUUACUGUAAUGACAUUACCCUUGAAUUGCCGCCUCUCGCAGCAGAACCGAAAUCGGCUUAUUUAACGACAAUAGAAAUGGCCGCCACGAUUUUUCUUCCGGUGUUGGCCAUUUGUGCCAUCGUUGGGGGUGUUUAUUUCUACCAUACUUCGCACCGUAAAAGAAGCAAGCACAAACCUUUGCCACCUGUGGAGGAUGUUUCUGACGCACCAAAUCAUCCGAUAUUGAACAAGGGGGUUAGCUUGAAACAUAUGAUCGAGAUGACUACCAGUGGAAGUGGAUCAGGUCUGCCCCUUCUGGUCCAAAGAAGCAUAGCCCGCCAAAUCCAGUUGGUCGAGAUCAUAGGACAAGGUAGAUUCGGUGAGGUGUGGCGAGGCCGUUGGAGGGGCGAGAACGUCGCCGUCAAGAUAUUCAGCUCGCGAGAGGAGAGGUCCUGGUUCAGGGAGGCAGAGAUAUACCAGACAGUUAUGUUGAGACACGACAACAUACUUGGAUUCAUCGCAGCGGAUAAUAAAGAUAAUGGAACCUGGACACAGCUGUGGUUGAUAACAGAUUACCAUGAACGUGGGUCUCUAUUUGACUUUCUCGGAAGGAAUACUUUGGACACCAAUGGAAUGAUUCAUAUGGCGUUAUCUAUUGCCACAGGCCUAGCACAUUUACACAUGGACAUCAUGGGUACACAAGGUAAACCUGCCAUCGCUCAUCGAGACCUCAAAUCCAAGAAUAUUCUGGUGAAGCUAAAUGGCUCGUGUGCCAUCGGCGACUUAGGACUAGCUGUUCGUCAUGACGUCACAACAGACACAGUGGACAUACCUCUAAAUAAUCGUGUAGGAACAAAACGUUACAUGGCUCCCGAAGUGCUAGAUGAGACAAUGAACAUCGAUCAAUUCGAUUCAUUUAAACGUGCCGACGUCUACGCUUUGGGGCUGAUAUUCUGGGAGAUAUCCAGGCGGUGUAAUGUAGGUGGGAUUUUCGAUGAAUACCAGUUGCCGUUUCAUGAUGCGGUGUUAUCUGAUCCUACCAUUGAGGAGAUGAGGAGGGUUGUAUGUGUUGAAAAACAGAGACCAAGUAUACCAAAUCGCUGGCAAAGUUGUGAAGCUCUUCACAUUAUGUCAAAGCUGAUGAAGGAAUGUUGGUAUCAUAAUGCCACUGCUAGACUAACAGCUUUGAGGAUCAAAAAGACACUAUUGACUUACCCUGUAUAUUUUGUAAUGCAGUUGGAUUGA